AUGUCUAAUCAGAUACCUGUUCUUUAUACAGAACAAAAAACAAAGAAAGUUAAAAUAUGGUUAGAUGGAUUUUUAGUUCCACGUUCAACAUUAAAUUCGGCGCGUUUAAUAUCUGCUGGUAAACAUGAAAUAGAUGUUGUGUUUUAUUCCAGUAUUGAUGAUAUAAAACCUGGAAGAGAAUUUGAAACUGAUCGAUAUUUAAUUAGUGUCGAAGAAAAUAAUGAUGAUAAUCAACCUUGUCCUAGACCAAGUUUUGCUGUUAAUGAUCCAACUAUGAAAAAUAAACCGAAAUCAGCAGCAUUUGUACCACCACGUUUAGUACCUAAAGCUGAACCACCACCACCACCGCCCAUAUCAAUAUCAGCAUUAGAACGACAUAAUCCACAUCAAUGGGGUUAUGCUGGAAUGACUACAGCUAUGAAACGUAAUGCUUAUGAUGAUGAUGAGAAUGAAAAUAAUUCAAAUCAUAUUUCAAAAAUAACAAAAUCUUCUCAUUUUAUUCCUCCAACAUUUCAUAAACGUGAAGAAAUUCAACCGCAGUUAACAGUAUCACCUCCUCCACAACAACAGCCAGGUUUACUAAAUGAUACUCUUAUUUCUCGAUUAUUAAACAAACCCGAACCUCAAGAAAUUAAAUCUUCACCUGUAAAACAAAUUCCAACAAUUUCUUGGUCAACAUGGGAUGAUAAAAAAUCUGAUGAUGAAGAAGAAACAGAUACGAAGUCAAUUACUCAUGAAAAACCUAAUCUUCAACAAUUACCUUCAACAAAACAAACAUAUAAUUGGCAUAGUUUAGUUACAUCAGCAUGUGCAAAUCCUCAACCUAACGAUUCAGAAAUCUUACCAAAAUUUGAUUUUGAUGAAAGUUCUUUCGAUACAUUAUUUGAUAAUUCCAAUGAAUAG
Messenger RNA from Adineta steineri, 903 nucleotides. Lineage: Eukaryota; Metazoa; Rotifera; Eurotatoria; Adinetida; Adinetidae. The record is from the annotation of a GenBank genome assembly.